GGUGCGCGUGGAGCGGGAGAGCGGCGAGGUGAUGCUGAGCGCGGCCCUGGACAGGGAGGCGGCGGCCGCCUGGGAGAUCGUGGUGUGCGUCCAGGAGCGCGGAGGGAAGGAUUGGUACUUGGUGCACGUGUCCCUCACUGUGACAGACGUGAACGACAACGUCCCCGCCUGGGCCAUGGAGCCCUUCCCGUUCCUGGCUGUGGUUUCCCCUGAAGCUCCAGGAGGUACUGAAGUGUACAAGCUGCUUGCUGUGGAUGCAGAUGAAGGGAUCCAUGGAAUUGUGGAAUAUUUUCUCUUGGAAGGUGGCGAAGACAGAUUUGAAGUUGAGAAGGACUCUGGCUGGAUUAAAACAACAGGUUUGCCAUUGGUGAGGGACAAGGAGUAUUUGCUGACUGUGCUGGCAGCAGAUAAACUUGGAAGCAGAGGGUCUCCAGCCUCUGUUUCUGUUCUUGCUGGAUUUCGACCACCACAGUUCACCAACAUGUCAUACUUUGUGUAUGUCCCUGAGAGUACACCACAAGGAGAACCCUUUCUUACAGUCACUGCUGUGUCAUAUCAAAAGAAAUCCCUGAGCUACAGUUUACUCACUAAUCCUGGUGGUCUAUUCAGUAUUGAUCAGGCAACAGGAGAGAUCAGUUUAACUCGCAGUGUGGAUUAUGAGAGUGACCCACACCAGUAUCUGCUUUUGGUCAGAGCAGAGGAGGACGAGGAACAGUUCAGCAGUGCUGCUGAGGUUUUGGUUGUAAUCACAGAUGUGAACGAUUGUGCCCCCGAAUUUCAUCAGUCGAUUUACAGCAAAGUCGGUGUUCCUGAAACAGUUCCUAUGACAACUGCACUUCUGCAAGUGACAGCCACUGACUGUGAUUCCAAAGAGAAUGCCCAAUUGCUGUAUUACACGCUGAGUCAAGACUUUGGUAUCACUUCUCAUGGCACCAUUUUUCCAGCGACACGGUUGGACUACGAGCGACCCAACCACCUUUAUGAGUUCAUCGUCAUGGCUGUGGAUCAAGGGGAGGAGCCAAAGACUGGGACAGCAACUGUCAGGAUCCACGUUUCAAAUGUGAAUGAUGAAGCACCUGAGUUUUCCCAGGCAAUCUACAGGAGUUUUGUUUCUGAAGAUGCAGGCCCAAACACCCUGAUUGCUACAGUUAAUGCUGUUGACCCUGAUGGAGAUGGUGUGACAUAUGAGAUUCUGUCUGGGAAUCAGAAGGGAAACUUUGUUAUUGACCCUAAGAAAGGGCUAGUUAGACUUCGCUCAAGCCCGUUUCCUAAGCUGCAGGGGACAGAAUAUGUGCUUAAUGUCACAGCUACUGAUGAUAAUGCCUCUGGAGGGCCCCAUCCCCUUACAAGUACUGCCCAGGUUGUUGUGAAAAUUGAUGAUGUCAACAAUAACAAACCUGUCUUUCAAAAGUGCCAGUAUUAUCGGGAACAUGCUUCUGUCUUGGAAAACCAGCCUUCAGGGACAGUUGUACUGCAGGUUGAAGCCACUGAUGCUGAUGAAGGAGCCAAUGGUAUAGUGAAAUAUGGCUUGAUGCACAGAGAUGGUGUCCUACCAGCAUUUACUAUUCAUCCUGACACAGGAGUUCUGACAACUGUUCAGGUAUUUGAUCGAGAGAAACAGAGGGAAUAUCCCAUCACUGUGACAGCAACAGAUCAGGCAGCGGAACCACUCAUUGGAAUAUGUCAGAUAAAUGUUGUCAUCCUGGACCAAAAUGACAAUGACCCCAGAUUUGAAAACACCCACUAUGAAUAUUUCUUAAGAGAGGACACAACAGUUGGGACCAGCUUCCUGCGUGUCGCGGCCCGGGACGAUGACUACAGCUCAAAUGCUGCCAUCACAUAUUCCAUGGCAAAUGAAGAACCAAAUUACUUUCAGAUUAAUCCUACUACAGGCUGGGUGUUUGUGAACCAACCCAUAUCUCAGAGAUCAUCUAUAAUUCGAGAGGUUAUUGCUACAGAUGGAGGCAAUAGGAGCACUAAAGUUGAACUUGCUGUAACUGUUACCAGUGCAAAAAACCAGCCUCCACAGUGGGAAAGAGACAGCUAUGAAGUUGUUAUUCCAGAGAAUAUUACACGAGAUGCCUCAGUUUUGACAAUCAAAGCCACUUCUCCCCUUGGUGAUCCCCGUGUGACUUACAACCUGGAGGAGGGACUUGUUCCAGAGACCAACAUGCCAGUUCGCUUCUACCUGACUCCAAACAGACAUGAUGGUUCUGCCUCAGUCCUGGUAGCUGAGCCCCUGGACUAUGAAACAACAAAGAGCUUUCUGCUGAGGGUUCGAGCACAGAACGUUGCUGCAGUUCCUCUGGCAGCGUUUACCACGGUCUAUAUCAAUGUCACAGAUGUCAAUGACAAUGUCCCAUUCUUCACUUCAUCCAUCUAUGAAGCCUCAGUAACAGAGGGAGCUGAUGUUGGGACAUUUGUCAUUCAGGUGUCUGCCACCGACCUCGACCUUGGUCAGAAUGGAGAGAUAACUUACUCCCUGUUACAUGACAGUGGCAGAGACUACGCCCAUUUUCGCCUGGACUCCCAGACAGGCUCAAUAUACACGGCCUCAGUGUUUGACAGAGAGAAGAAGGGCUCCUACCUUCUAGAAGUCAAGUCAGUGGAUGGCUCUGAAUCAGCCAGACCUGGAAAACACGGGAAGCCAAACUCUGACACGGCCUAUGUGCGUGUUUCCAUCAGUGAUGUGAAUGACAACGAGCCUGUCUUUGCUCAAAGUGUCUAUGAAGUAAAUGUGGAUGAAGACCAGGAUGUGGGCUCCACUAUUGUCACAGUCAGUGCUAACGAUGAAGAUGAAGGAACAAAUGCUAAAUUACGGUAUCAGAUCACAGCUGGAAACACGGGAGGAGUCCUUGAUGUCGAUCCAGAAACAGGAGCCAUUUUUAUUGCCCAACCACUGGACUAUGAAGAAACAAAAAUGUAUGAGAUUCACUUGUUGGCCUCUGAUGGGAAAUGGGAAGAUUACGCAGUUAUCAUCAUCAAUGUCAUGAAUAAAAAUGAUGAGGCUCCAGUUUUCUCUAUCAAUGAAUACUAUGGAAGUAUAAUUGAGGAACUGGAUGCGUUACCAGUCUUUGUACUUCAGGUCAUGGCAAGUGAUCCUGACAGUGAUGUGGAUGAAGGAGAUUUGAGAUACUCAUUGCACGGGUAUGGUGCAGCUGAUAUUUUCACAAUAGAUGAGAAAACGGGCAGCAUUUACUCACACAAGACGCUGGACAGGGAGGAGAGAGCGCUGUGGAGGUUUAUUGUGUUGGCUACUGAUGAAGGUGGAGGAGGACUCACAGGGUUUGCUGAUGUGAUUAUUAACGUGUGGGAUAUAAAUGACAAUGCACCCGUGUUCAUGUGCAUGCCCGAUGACUGCAAUGGGAAUGUGUUUGAGAACUCUCCUGUGGACUCUUUAGUCAUGGAAAUGGGUGCAGUUGAUCGCGAUGAUCCAAACGUAGGUCUUAAUGCUGUCCUGACUUACAGGAUAACGGAGAAUGUGAAAAAUGAGUUUGGUACUGACAUGUUUAAUAUCAAUCCCAAUACCGGUACAAUCCACGUUGCAGGGGGAAUGCUAGACAGAGAAAGGACUGAAAAUUAUUUUCUUACUGUGGAAGCAAGAGAUGGGGGAGGGUUAACAGGAACUGGCACUGCCACUGUCUGGGUUGCAGACAUCAAUGAUAACGUACCUGCGUUCACAAAAAAGAUGUGGCAGGCAACAAUUCCUGAAAACAGAGCCAUUGACUCUGAGGUUUUGCAGGUCUGUGCUACAGAUGCAGACAUUGGGGAAAAUGCAGACUUAACAUUCAGUAUCAUUGGGGGAGACCCAGAUCAGAAGUUUUACAUUGAGAAUGACAAAGAAUGGCAAUGUGGCACUAUCCGACUGAAAAAAAAAUUGGAUUUUGAGAAUGCACGUGAAAGAAAGUUUAAUCUGACGGUUACAGUGGAAGAUAUGGAUUUUUCAAGUAUUGCAGUGUGCCUGAUUGAGGUUGAAGACUCCAAUGACCACAGCCCAGCUUUCCUUUCUCAAUUUAUUCAGACAAACCCGUUACUUGAAAACAUGCCUGUAGGUACUACAGUAACCACAGUGAGAGCUAUGGACAAGGAUUCUGAUUUGAAUGGGAAGAUUGUAUAUUCUAUAAAGUCAGAUUCGGAUCCUAUGAGACAGUUUGUGGUUGACCAAUAUGGUCACGUGGUUGUGGCAAAUACCCUGGACCGUGAAGUCAUUGAGAAAUACAGUUUAAUUGUACAAGCUGCAGACCAAGGGACACCUGCCCGCACUGGGAGUGUUACAGUUUUGAUUAACUUGCUUGAUAUUAAUGACAAUGGGCCAAGGUUUGAGGCACCAUACAUGCCUGUAGUUUGGGAGAAUAGACUGAAGCCUGAAAUAGUUCAUAUGAACCACACAUCAAAACUGCUUCACGCAUUUGAUCCGGACAGUGAGGAAAAUGGGCCACCCUUCACGUUUUCCCUGCCACCACAUUAUCAGAACUCUUUGGAUUUUUCUCUUACUGACAAUGGAAAUAGCACAGCAACUGUAACUGCUUUGAGGUCCUUUGACAGAGAAAAGCAGAAGGUGUUUCAUCUGCCAGUAGUUAUCACAGAUAGUGGGAUUCCACCUAUGAGCUCUACAAACACCCUGACUAUAACAGUUGGUGAUGAAAACGACAACUGCCAUGAGUCUGGCCAUAAGGAAGUCUACGUGUACAGUUACAAAGGAAAAUGGUCAACAACAGUGCUUGGGGAAGUGUUUGCACCAGAUCAAGAUGACUGGGACAAUAAAACAUUUCUCUCUGAAGGGAAACUGCUCAAUUCUUUCAGAUUAAAUCAGAGGACCGGGUCUUUGCUGAUGGUGGAUAAUACUCCUCAGGGAAUAUACAACUUAAAGGUUAGAGUUUCUGAUGGAGUUUGUCCUGAUGUUAUAUCUACAGUACAAAUCCAUGUCAGAGAGCUGGAAAAUGAAGCCAUACAAAACUCAGCCACUGUGCGUCUGUCAGAUGUGACAGCAGAGGAGUUCAUAAGGAGAGAUGAACACGGCAAAACGAGACAUGGAGAGUUCAAGGAGUUACUUUCAAAAAUGUUUUCUGCUAAGCUGAGUGAUGUCAUUGUCUUCAGUGUGAUGAACAGGGGUGGAAAACAGACAGAUGUCAGAUUUGCAGUCCGUGGUGGCUCAGCAUAUUACAGACCUGAGAAACUGCACGCUGAGAUGGCAGCGUUUAAAAAUGAGAUCCAGUCAGCUUUGCAGCUGAACAUCUCCCAGAUCGAUGUGGACGAAUGCAGGAGUGCAAACUGCAGUGAGGGCUGCACAAACCACCUGAGGGUGGGCGACAUUCCAACAGUGAUGGACACUGGGAGCGUGUCCUUUGUCUCUCUCACAACCACCGUCCACCCGAUCUGCGGCUGCUCCGCCCGGGAACGACUCCACCAGCCCUGCUCCUCCUACCCUCGGAGCCCCUGUCUCAAUGGGGGCAUCUGUACUGACACCUUGAAUGGCUACAGAUGUCUUUGUCCGGCUUCCUUUCAUGGACCAGAGUGCCAGCAGACUAAGCACAGUUUCCAUGGAAAUGGAUAUGCAUGGUUUCGUCCCAUCAGGCCUUGUUUUGAAAGCUCACUCUCUCUAGAGUUUAUUACUGUGGUUCCAGAUGGACUUUUACUAUAUAGUGGUCCUUUAUCAAAUCCAGAACCUGGGAAUACAGAAAACUUCAUUGCAAUAGAACUCUCCAGUGGUAUUCCUGUGCUGAAGAUGAGCCACGGCUCAGGCUUUGUGGUGCUGCAGUUUCCAAGCCAUCUGAAUGUAGCAGACAAGAAGUGGCAUCGACUAGAAGUCAGAACCAAUGGUCAGGAUGUUCGGUUCACUCUGGAUCAGUGCAGUGCAGCUGUUGUCUCGGAGAUAGAAGGAGUUGGCAAAUGGUUGUCCACUGAGGAUCGUACAAACUGUGAAGUGUUUGGGUCUGUCCCACGAAGAGCAAGGUAUUUGAAUGUGAACCAUGUUCUGCAGCUGGGUGGUGUAAAAGAAUCGUUGCCAUAUUCCUACCCACAACUGCUACACAAACAUUUCUCUGGUUGCUUGCGCAAUUUCAUACUGGAUACUCAGGUAUAUGACCUUCAGUCUCCUGCAGAGUCCCUGAAUAGCUUCCCUGGCUGCACGCUGACAGAUGAGAGCUGUGAGACCAUGGGAUCCUCUUCCUGUGGCAUUCACGGGAGGUGUCUUGGUGACUGGGGCUCGUUCUCGUGUCACUGUCUGCCGGGUUACCACGGUUAUCGGUGUGACAAAGCUGCCCAGGAAUACACCUUUGAGCCGGGGGCUCACAUCCGGUACCAGCUCCCGGUGAGCGUCUCUGCCCGCAGGACGCUGUUCCAGGCCAUGGUCCGCACUCGGCAGCCCGACAGUGUCAUCACCAGCAUGUUGUCUCGGAGGAAGGACGAGCACAUCACCCUGCAGCUUGUCCAGGGACUCUUGGUGGUCUCAUACAACCUGGGUGAUGGAGACUAUUCUGUAAGCCUUCCCUCCUACCACAUUGAUAAUGGUGAAUGGCAUCAUAUCACACUGGAGAGAAAUGAAAAUGAAUUUACUCUUCGCCUUUAUGAAGGAGGUGGGAAGAGAGAGAUUAUGAAAGCAGAAGGAUUAUACAAAGAGAUUGUGAUUGACCCCAGCAGCUUGGUCCUUGGAAACACCUAUCCAUUCAAUCAAAACAGGAGUUUUCAAGGAUGUAUGAAGGAUGUCAGAUUUAACAACUACAGAAUCCCUCUGGACACUCAGGGGAAGGAGCUGGUGUCAGUAUUGAGUGCCCAAGGCAUCAGAGAAGGCUGUUCUUCGGAGGCCUGUAGGAAUAACCCUUGUAACCAGGAAUUUAUUUGUAUUGAUUUGUGGAUGAUGCAUGAAUGCAGGUGCCCGCGGGGGCACAUGGUGGUGGAGAACGCGUCGGGCCGGCAGUGCGUGCGCACGGCGUGCGCGGAGCGGCCCUGCCACUACGGCACCUGCACCGCGCGCUCCCCGGCUGAGUUCCAGUGCCACUGCCCCGACGGAUACACCGGGCGCCACUGCGAGGUCACCCUGGCCAUCUUCCACAAGGACACGGGCCUCAGCUUCAGCUCCCUGUUCGCCAUCUGCGUCUGCUUCCUGGCGCUCUUAGGUAGUUACGGCAACUACGUCUUGUAUUACCUUUGGUGAGCUCACCUUUGGUGUCCGUCUUGUCCUGAGCUCUUGUCAUCUCAUCCUCCUGCUGGAAAACUCCAUUUCCUCAUGGAGACUUGACUCUGCCUUCAUUUCUUUGCCAUGAUCCCGGCUCUGGCAGUAACUGAUUGUUCAUCCCCGUGUGCACCCAUCGCUAAGUGAAUCAACGUUUGUGAGCUGUGGGAAGUCUCUGCAGUUUUUUUUUCUGCACAUUUGCACUUCACUUCUGACGAACUGUUCAGAUGCAUAAUUGGAAGGAAAUGCAACUGAACAGCAAGAGUGGAAAUUGCUACCAGAUAAGCAUUGUUUAAAAUACUGCUGAGCGUGAAACAGAUUUUUCAAUGCAGGAGAAACAUACAGUAGGAACAUACAAUAGGAAUACACUCCGUCAGGCAGGAGCAGACUUUGCAUCUUUCCAGUUGUGUCCCAGCUCCUAAACAGCUCCUUUUGUCUUCCUCAGCCAUUUUCAGGCUUAGGCAUUGAAUCUCAAAAAGAAGAGGAAAACCAGAAGGAUUUUUACUAGUGAGGAGAGAUCAUAUCUUUGAGCCUUUCUUGUUUAAUCAAAUGUCGUAAAAGUUUGCCUGAGUAAGGACACAGGAUUUUUCUCAUGGCUUUUAGAGUGUUAAUGCUGUUUCGUUCAGAAGUUGUAGUAAGAGUAUGGAAAUGUAUUGUGGACUCUCUGGAAUCCAUCUGUGUAGCUACCUGAAAUGCCAUCAUGUUCCUCAACUCUGCUAGAUACUAUGUUUGCCAUGCAAAUAUGAGCAGCAAAUUCGUGGGAAGCUAAGUGGUAUCACAGCUUUUGGAAUCCCAGAUAGCUGAGGUUGAUAAUAGAUCAUUGUUAGAGGGCAUGGACCUCUGUGUACCCCAGUUUCAGUCUCAAGGGUCAUUUAGAUGCUGCUCCAGACCUUCUGCCAUGUGGAUAUUCUGUAAGAGAUUCUAGUUUCUUUAAUUCACUGCAUUGUUAUUUUAUGGUAUUCAAUGCUUUGAGGUCUUACUAUGAGCAUUUAUCAAUUUUUAUAGAGUUGGUAACACUGUGAUACACAAUUUUCAAUUUAUAUUAUGUUCAUUAUCUGAUGUUGGAGCUUGUCAGUGUGUAAAAUGCACCUCAGCAUUUAAGAAAAACGUUUAAAUUCAUGAAUGCUAAGGCGAAAUGUGCCUGAUCUUUUUUUUCUAGUAAAACAUCUAAAAGUGA
Neopelma chrysocephalum (saffron-crested tyrant-manakin) is the source of this 8348-nucleotide messenger RNA. Its product is annotated as neural-cadherin-like. The record is from RefSeq and is a predicted model, not a curated record. NCBI's taxonomy places the organism in Eukaryota, Metazoa, Chordata, Aves, Passeriformes, Pipridae. Gene Ontology annotation, molecular function: calcium ion binding. Gene Ontology annotation, cellular component: cell-cell junction; plasma membrane. Bases 32 to 7153 code for a protein of 2373 amino acids. Gene Ontology annotation, biological process: homophilic cell-cell adhesion. The transcript has 31 exons.